UCCAUCUUUUCUAUUUUCCUUUGAAAGGGUUUUUGAUGACACGGAAGUGUACGGUACGUAAUUGUUAUUCUGGAUAUAGAAUCACACGGCAUCGGAGAGGAAGUGACAAGAGAAAGGGAAAGGUAUCGGUAUUUAGCUUUCCACGCGAAUGUGCAUUGCGAAAGAAGUGGCUGGAAGCAAUCAGACGAGGUGUAAAAGAAUCAUACCCUAAAAUUGGUGGGGUUUGUGAGCUCCACUUUUCCAGUGAUGACUUUUGUGUCACUGCCACGACAAGAAGAACCGACCGUCAGCGACGGCGCCUCAAGCCAACCGCAGUUCCAACAGUGCUCCCACCCCGGGACAAGAAUGAGAGCGGACAGGAGACUCCACGACCCACUAUACGCGCGACUCCAACAGCACGAAGGCUGCUGCAAAGAGAACUGUGGGAGGAACAGGCCGCAUCCAUGUUUCGUUCCGAGAACGUGGCAUCUCUUACCGACAUGGUGAGAAAGCUCUCUACGGUGGACCUGCCGACUGGGUACCGGCUCGUACAGAUGCAUGUUCCUGAACUUCAGGAGGACAUUGUGACGAUCAGAAUGGAGGCAUUUGACACAGAUCAAGGUAUUCCAGUCAUCGUACGAAACCUGACGAUCUACAGUGAUCUUCGUUUCCGUUUGUACGCAGCCGGGAGCGAGUUGCCUACUCUCAGGGCAGCUGAUCUGACAAGCGUUCCCGGGAGCUUCGAAACGACGACUGAGGUCCUGAACGUGCUGGCGUUCCUCAAGGCACAGUCUUUGAAAGAUGGCAACGUGAUGACUGCACUGCAUUUUCUGCAGAAAAUCAGCACGGACGAUGCAGCUGGAUCAUGCGGUACUUUUGGGGAGUUCGCCGCUGAACAGCUGCAACUCCGACUCAGUCCAGCAAAAAGGAGGAGGUACAGCACGACACUCAUGUCCACUGCAGUGGUGUGGAGCCGAACGAGUCCCCGACUGUAUGAAGACAUGCGCAGCUCGGGUCUUCUGGUCCUGCCACACAGAGUCACUCUCCGGAGACUUACGUCAGCACUAAGCGUGCAAGAGGGACUGGAGAUCGGGACCAUCAAGUAUUUGGAGAUGCGGGUCGCCAAGUUGUCUCCAAGAGAACGGCUGGUAAAUCUGGCCAUGGACGAGGUUUACUGUGCCACAGCACUCGAUCUGGCGGGAGGAAGACUGCAUGGGGAGAGCAGCGGAGAAGCAACAGCUGUCGCCAGUACCUUGUUCUGCACCCACAUUUCGUCGGUUGCCGGGAACUACGAGGACUUGGUAACCACGUCGCCAGUCACCCACGUCACAACCCAAGAAAUGAAGAGAAUCUUCCAAGUCCUGCGAUAUCUCACCCAUCUUGGGUACCGUGUAGUGUCCGUUACAACUGACGGACACAGAACAAACCAAGCCUUCCAUCGAGCGCUUGGAGAAGAUGGGAGGCAUCAGGAGUAUAUCCUGAAUCCCUGGAGUCCACACAGUGAUGACAGGAUAUACACCAUGUACGGUUCUCCAGGGCAUUAGUCGUUGGUCGC
Amphibalanus amphitrite is the source of this 1534-nucleotide messenger RNA. RefSeq lists its product as uncharacterized. The transcript is spliced from 2 exons. The record is from RefSeq and is a predicted model, not a curated record. Bases 36 to 1523 code for a protein of 495 amino acids. NCBI's taxonomy places the organism in Eukaryota, Metazoa, Arthropoda, Thecostraca, Balanomorpha, Balanidae.